Messenger RNA from Protopolystoma xenopodis, 1140 nucleotides. The record is from the annotation of a GenBank genome assembly. Lineage: Eukaryota; Metazoa; Platyhelminthes; Monogenea; Polystomatidea; Polystomatidae.
AUGCAUCCGCACACACUAGCAUACACGCACAAUAACAGGCUCUUGCUCUGGUUGCCGAGUGUGCAGUCUUUCUCGAUCGAUCCAGCCGGCAGGAUGCGCCCAACUACCAGACCAGAUCUGGUACCCUUUAAUUUGUCUGGACUGGUACACAACCUCAGGGGCUCUGCCCGAGUCACGGAAGAUAGAAGAAUCGCCGCUCCGUUCCGUUGUCCCCGCCUCCAUCACCACCGCCAACUCCUCCUCUCCCUCCUUCUGCUCACCUUUCCUAUCCUCCUCGCUUUCACAACCACCGUCCCUGAGCAGCAAGAUCGGCCGCCCUGUCGGCAUGACGACAACCACGGCUGGCCACUAGACCUGCUUAGUCAGGCCUACAUGAAGAGGCCCUGUUGCCUGCCUCUCACCUGGGAGGCGACUUUUCGUGUACGCAACCUCGAUCGCGGCAUUGCCCUGACGCGGGUCGACAGCGGCGUCCUGCGCAUCUUCCGAUGGACCACGGGCGGCCAGACGGCCUCGGGCCUGGGUCCGCUCGUCGGUCCACUAGCCGCGGCCAGCGGUCCUGACGAGGACUAUGAGACCGAGGAGUUGGUCGACUCAGAGACUGAAGCCUUCGCGAACACCAGCCGGUCGGGGCCGCUGGAAGAGAGGAUGGCCGCUCUGAUGGUGGUCGGACAGGACAUCUUCUUCACGGGCUUCUGCCAAAAUAGCAGCCAAGAGACCCUCGGCCAGCGCCGACUGGCUCGUCAGGUGCGUCAGGCUCUCUGCAAAAAGGACACACCCCAUUGUCUGCACACUCCGUUUUUGGGCGAACCGCGCUGCUUCUCUCCCAAAACUGGCUAUCGUCUUCGUGACAGUUUCGCCGUUUCCGCCAGCCUCUCAAGUCGCGUGGUUCAGGUCUGGUUCCGCGAUCAGCCCAUCAGCCCCUCCAGCCGGCAGAUCGUCCGCCACAUUGUCCAUCUUCAAAUGCAAUUCGGCCUCUGCCAACUCAUGCGCUACCAUGUCCGCGUUGGCCGAUACAUUGCACCUGAGCGCAGUUGCCAGAUGGUCAUUCAACAGGAGCAGACAUUCGAGCCGAUGCAUGGAAGUUUUCGUAUCAACUUUUCGCACUCCCUGAUCGACGGUCUCCUCUUCUGUGAUGACUGA